Messenger RNA from Xenia sp. Carnegie-2017, 985 nucleotides. RefSeq lists its product as uncharacterized. The record is from RefSeq and is a predicted model, not a curated record. Lineage: Eukaryota; Metazoa; Cnidaria; Anthozoa; Malacalcyonacea; Xeniidae. The transcript has a single exon. The coding region runs from base 16 to 849 and encodes 277 amino acids.
UGUCAAGCGCCAGUCAUGACUAUAGUUGUCCUCAAUCUAUACAGAUACAAAUUUCAAGAACCUCUACCAGCUGGUAUAAACUGGAAUAAAAAUUAUACAAAACUAGUCGUUGAUGAUAGGUACACUUUGUUAACAGAUGAUCGUCAAAUUACGAGGGAACGGCCAAGAACAGACGAUAAAAACAGGAAUGUUCUUCGAGUGAAUAACCUUCGAGAUCUUGAAUCAACAAAAGAUUUACUUCUGAGCAAGCCUUUAUUAACGACAGUUAAGUGUCCACUUCCAGACGUAAGCAAAGUGAAAUAUCUUGUGAUAGUCCUUACGUCUAGCCCCGAAGUAAAAAGUGUGGUUCGUAAAAUGUUCAAUAUGGCCAAAUCGUUGUUGUUGGAAAACAAAAGGUUCGUCAUCACGUUUAAUCUUGAUGCGACAAUCAGUAGUUGGUACUUUAAUAGCAUGGCUGAUGUGUUUUGUUAUACCGAGAGCAUGUGUAAAGGUGCAAAUUUUUAUCUUACUCACGAGGCCAGGGAAAAAUGCAUCUUUGCUCAAGAAUACAUCGACUGCUACAUGAAUAAAGCAGUAUUGUGUUGGUUUCUGUGUUGCCCUUUAUGCCUGGUAAUUGGCUGUCCCUACGUAAUAUACCGACAUAUUUUGAGAGGAAUUGAAGACAUCAAAUAUUCAGCUUCAUUGACGGUCAUCGUGGGUGAAGUUGACGAUAGUCGAGAAGAAUUUACCAAUUGCUCCUCAAGGCUCUUUCACUCCAACUUUGAAGAAGAUCCAAAUCAAGGAAUAGAAGAACAUAGGAUUCCUCUGGAGAUCUUCGUCGAGUCUGUUAGCGAAGAGUCAUCGCUAUGAACCCUUUCAGUUACUUAUACCAAUACUUAAAACUUUUGAUUUUCCUUUUGUUGCCCAUCCCGAAUAUAGAACAGCAGAUUUAAGCAAAGUUACGGAACUAGUAUAAAGACAAAUAUCGUAUUUAUUUGCAGUGCCA